Molecule: messenger RNA, 1083 nt
Organism: Anoplophora glabripennis (Asian longhorned beetle)
Lineage: Eukaryota; Metazoa; Arthropoda; Insecta; Coleoptera; Cerambycidae
Product: ejaculatory bulb-specific protein 3-like
Exons: 2
Coding region: 98-469 (123 amino acids)
Source: RefSeq, a predicted model, not a curated record
UCACGUGACGUUCUUACACUUUCCUGCAACUGCUUCCAGCCCUGCUACAUAUAUAAUAGAAAAUAAGGUGUCCAAAUAGAUUCUGUGCAUCUUAACAAUGCAACCUUUCAGUGCUGUGAUCUUCUGCGCCCUUGUGGGGUUGGUUUUGGCCGAUAACAAGUACACCAGCAAAUAUGACAAUGUGGACGUUGAGAAAAUUCUGACCAACGACAGGGUCUUGACGAAUUAUAUCAAGUGCUUGAUGGACGAGGGCCCCUGCACGCCCGAGGGAAGAGAAUUGAAAAAGACGCUUCCUGAUGCCUUAUCAAGUAACUGUUCCAAAUGUAACGCGAAACAGAAGGACACAGCUGAAAAAGUUAUGAAACAUCUGAUGUCGAAGAGAGCCAAAGACUGGGAAAGACUGACCAAAAAAUAUGAUCCCCAAGGUUUAUAUAAACAGCGCUACGAAGAACAUUUGUCAAAAACAUAAGCAGAAUUAAAAAAGCAUUAUUAACAAUAAGAUCUAGGUUAUAGUUAGUACAUAUCAUAUCUUUAGAUAUUAAUUAGGAAAUAAGUUUAGAUUAGCAAGAAUUUGUGAGCUUGUUUUUUAAAUGAGAAUUCGAAGAGUUAUCUUAGUUUUAAGACUGUAAAGUUCAUUUCAUACAUGAAAAAAAUUGAUUUAUUUUGUCUUUCUUAUCUUUUAUACAUAUUCAAAAUAUAUUUCUAUGUUCAUCAAUGAAAGUACUGCAAAAUCUAUAGUAUUGUUUUUAAAAUCUUUCAUUUUCAAAACCAGACCGACUGCUUUAAAAAAAAAAAAUUGGAGAUUCGUAUUAUCUAAUUCUGUAUUAGUUUUCAAAAAUUCUUUUCUAUGGUACCUUCUACUGUUUCUACAUAUUUUGCUGCUGUUCAAGGAGUCUUAGCAGUAAAUAUUUUGGCUAAAUUCAGGUUUCUGUAAACUCUUUCUAUUACUAAUACGUCCCAAUGUCAUCUAACAACUAUAAUGCAAUAAAUGAAAGUUUAAUUUUCCAAUUAUAUCAAAAUUUUAAUACUUAAUGUUGAUGAAAUCAUUUCAUAUCAUUUCAUACCUAUAAAACGUAUUGUUGG